Entelurus aequoreus (snake pipefish) is the source of this 3735-nucleotide messenger RNA. It is a transcript of the gene slc17a9b, whose product is annotated as solute carrier family 17 member 9b. The coding region runs from base 568 to 1968 and encodes 466 amino acids. Gene Ontology annotation, biological process: transmembrane transport. The transcript has 15 exons. Gene Ontology annotation, cellular component: membrane. Lineage: Eukaryota; Metazoa; Chordata; Actinopteri; Syngnathiformes; Syngnathidae. The record is from RefSeq and is a predicted model, not a curated record. Gene Ontology annotation, molecular function: transmembrane transporter activity.
CACCGUGCUGCCUAAUUGGGGGAAGAAAAUAAUAAUUGGAAAUUCAUUACAAAUAACAUGUAUUACAAAUAUUCACAGCUUUUCGUCAGUACUUUGUUGAUGCACUUUUGGCAGCAAUUACAGCCUAAAGUCCUCAAUGCCACACCUAUCUUUGGGCAGUUUCGUCCAUUCCUCUUUGCAGCACCUCUCAAGCUCCAUCCGAUUGGAUGGUAAGCGUUUGUUUUAAUCCACGAUGUCUCUGUACACCAUGCAUGGGACUGCGCACAUUCUACCCUGCAGCAUCCUCACAGCCACACCCGAUGUCGUCCUGCAAAUCCAAAAACCUGGAAGGACGAUGCAAGCUACAUCUGGGUAGUUUAGUCUGAUAUCAAAGACAUCAGGACAAGCACACUCCCGCUCCUUCUCUCAGUUUCUGGUUGUCUGUUCUUGUAGCUUUUCCCCGGCUCGUUAUGUUUCUCCCAGCGCUACAAGCACGACGUGUCUUACUGCCUACGUUGCCGGGAAGAAAGUGAAGUAAACAGUCGAAGCUGGGAAGAGAGAGAGGGGGCUGCAGCUACCGCGCAUUGAAUGGCCGUGACUCAAAAACAUGGUAAGAACUAUGGUCCAGAUCUGGUCUGUCACAAGGAGCACCAUCCACCCGACAAAAUCGGCGUUCCUGGAUGUCACAAGAAGUGGGAUGAAUACGACAAUCACUGGCCGCGGCCCUUGGCAAGGAUAUGGACAGUGGUGCUCCUACUUGGGACCUGCCUCCUCUACUGUGCCCGGGUGGCGAUGCCCAUCUGUGCAGUCAGUAUGGCAGACAAGUUCAACUGGAGCAAGAGAGAGUCCGGUAUGGUUCUGGGCAGCUUCUUUUGGGGGUACUGCUUCACCCAAGUGUUGGGAGGCUAUGUCAGUGACCGGGUUGGAGGAGAGAAAGUCCUCCUGCUCUCUGCAGCUGCCUGGGGCUCGAUGACAGCCUUUACCCCCUUCUUGGCUCAUUUCUGCUCCCAGCCGAUGUUCUCCAUGACACUGGCCCGCUUCCUCAUGGGCCUCUUACAAGGUGUUCAUUAUCCUUCUUUGGCAAGCCUAUGCUCACAAAAGGUGGUGGAGAGUGAGCGAGGCUUCCUCAUGAGCACUGUGGGCAGCGGCUCAUACCUUGGCACUCUUGUGAUUGGAGGGGCUGGUUCCCUCAUGCUGGACCUAUAUGGAUGGGAGAGCGUGUUCUAUGUGUCAGGUCUGCUGGCAGUAAUUUGGGCAUACUGCAUGUGGAAAUACUUACUCAAAGGAGAAGGGCCCAUUAUAUCUCUGGAAUCCCUGGGAAACGGUGGUCCGCAGGCCAGACUAGCCAAAAGACAUUGGUUACGGCUCUUCAGACAACCUGCAGUCUGUGCCGUGAUCAUUACGCACCUUUGCACAGCAAGCACCUUCUUCACUCUGUUGUCAUGGCUGCCAACCUUCUUUAUAGACACUUUCCCUGAUGCUAAGGGUUGGGUGUUCAAUGUCAUUCCUUGGUUGGUGGCCAUUCCCUCAUCCCUUUUCAGUGGUUGCCUGUCGGACCAUCUAAUUAGUCAAGGAUUUGACACAGCUUCCGUGAGGAAGUUAAUGCAGUUUUUUUCCAUGGGUGUUUCCAGUGUGUUCACCAUCCUUCUCUGUGGCAACAUCACAUUCUCUUGGGCCAUAGCCUAUGUGUCAGCCACUAUGGGCCUCACCACCUUUAGUCACAGUGGUGUGUCUGUAAACGUUCAAGACCUUGCUCCAUCUUGUGCAGGAGCCUUGUUCGGUGUUAUGAACACAUGCGGAGCAUUCUCAGGGGUCCUCAUGGUAUAUUUCUCGGGGUAUCUCAUAGAGUCCACAGGCUCAUGGGCCUCCAUGUUUGGUCUCAUCACCGCCGUCAAUCUGCUAGGCCUGUGCACUUUCCUGGCUUUUGGUCAGGCCCGCCGUGUCGACAUUGACCCUAGCAAGAUUCGCCACCACCAUACCCGCAUCUGAAUACUCUGUCCUUAAAGAGAGUGGAGGAGUUUCAUCCUGAUCACGGGAGGUGUGUCUCUCUCUGUAUCUCUCUAGCUCAUAGACAAACACACAUGUGUAAAAGGUGUGUUAAGCACACAGCUGAGUCUGCUUAUUAAUCAGAUCAUCACUUGACUCCAAAAAAUGUUUGCCAUGUCUGGUGAAGGAUAUCAGGAAAAAAUAGCACACCAUGCUUAAAUAUCAACUAGCUACACCUUGUAGUUUGUCUCUGUUAGGAAGUUUUCAUCUGCCUUUUCUCAUUUAUUUGCUUGUUUAACAUAAACAAACAUUACUUUUCACAGAAAUUUGGGGGAGGGUGGGGCAUUAGCCCGUGAAGAUAUCAUGAAUUCAGAAAUUGGAGGCAGAAUUGUACCCAAAGUACAAAGUCAUCUCAUGACUGAGUGCUUUUCCAGUUACAAAAAGCAUUAAGCGUUAGUUUCUUUGUGUUUUUUUGUUUUUGGGGUAGUGAUGAUGUGCUAUUGUCCCAAUCGCCAUGGUUACACAUGCCUGUUACAGAGAGGUGCAAGAUGAAUGAGUUUGUUUGACCUGUUUGUCGUCUCAGCAAAUGUUUAAGCAGAAAGACCAAAGUUACUGAAAAUGUUUAGUUUCUUAGCUUUUUUAUGUCGUUGCACGCUGUAUUUGCAAUCAUUUUGAGUACUUAUAUAUUUAUACGGCUUAAAAUUGUUUUUGCAGUCUCAAAAUAUUUUUAGAGAGUGUAGAAGUUGGCAAACAUAUUGCAGUAUGAAUGAAACUAUAAACCUCUGUAGUCCUUAUUAGAGUCUCGGUGGAAACACCUAUUGCACUUAUUGUAGAACUGUCAAACAACAGGAAGUCAAGUCAGUGUUUGGGGUAUUUGUGAUAUAUUUAUCUCCGCACUAAUUUAUCAUGAUCUCCUCUGAUGUACAGUGCCCAUGUCAUACACUGACAUGAUGAAUGUUGCAGGCCUUACAUUUUACAAAGAUCUGUGUUGUUCUAUUGUUGCACAUUCGGAACAAAAAUCAAAUCUAAGACUUAAAAUGAAUGCUUGUAGCUUUUAAUUUCUGUUAGAUGUCAUAUAUAACUUGACUUUAGUUGACUAUGCAUCUAGAUUUUUGUGCCUGUUUGGAAGUCACAUGGGGUUUAAUUGUGUCAUUUUGUCUUUUCUUUAUCUUAACCAAACAGCACAUUGUGUUUUGGGUUCUGUAAUGGCUGUUUCUAAAAUCCACCUUAUUAGUUGUUGCAAAAAUGGGAGUUCAGUGUUGUUUGCAUACUUUCUAUGUAUGUAACAACCAGUAGAAUACACAAUAUGGCUAUUUAUAAUAAUACACUUUGACAUAAACAGGGUGUCUGAAAAAUCGGAUAUCAAUUACAAUAUCAAGUAAUUACAUGUCCUGAGGGAAAUUGUAAAAAAGGCUUCAUUUUUGGAAAAAUACAAUAUGUAUUACAAAUUCAACAGCACUUUCAAACAAACAUUUCAAAACUAUACUCAACUUAAAAUGAAUUUUCAUGCCACAAUAUGUGUUACUUUAUCAGCUCAACAAAUACCUGAUAUUCCUUAUUUUUAUUGUUUACCACAUUGUUUGUCCAUGUUGGUCCAUCGUCUUUCAGUUACUAUCCUGCCCAAUGUUGUUUGUACAAUAAGUUGCUCUUGGUGGGUUCCCCUGAGAUUUUUGAUUAAAACAUAAAUCUGUAAUUAAGAAAUGCAAUACUGGAGGAAAAUUCAGUGUUGUAAUUUAAUUAUGCUGUAAUUUUGAAUAAAAAUUUAUUUUG